AAAAGUUGAUGAUGUGGGAAAUGACCGUCAGAUGGCGCCACGCGCAGCAAAGCAAGCAGACUUCUCUUGAAACCCAUGACAGCUGGCGCCCACACUGUAAUCAGGUGGUUUGUUGUUAUGUUAGGCUCCAAGUAGUGUGAACCUCAUCCAAUGGACAUCGCCAAAACAAUUUUCGGCUCCCGACCACAUGAGGGAUAUAGUGGAAAGGAAGACUACAAUGACAAAGUAGAGACGGCCGGUUCUGAUGACGAGGACAGCUAUUUAAAUAGCUAUUUGGAUGGUCUCCGUGAAAGCUCUGCCAUUGAUAAAGAUGGCCCAGCACCUGUUCCUGGUGGUCCAUUUUCCGCCCUGACACCGUCUAUGUGGCCACAGGACAUUCUUCUGAAACUAGGACAGCAGUCAGACGACCCAAACUCUCAACCUGAAUACAGGUUUGAUGAAUUUGGCUUUCGUGUUGAAGAAGAAGAUGGUCCAGAACAAAGCUCAAAUAAAUUACUUGGUAUACCAUUUGUUGAAGACCCUCAGCAUAGACUGCAGUGGGUUGCUCAUUUAGAGUUCAGUCACAACAAAGAUGUCUCUGACCUGUCAUGGGACAAUGUUGAAACGUCUCUUCCUCGGACAGAAAAAUUGAGAAACAUGGUUAGAGCAGGAAUUCCACAUUCAUUAAGACCGCAAGUGUGGAUGAGACUUUCUGGUGCUCUUCAGAAGAAAACAACUUCUGAGGUGAGCUACAAAGAUAUAGUGAAAGCAUCAAGCAGUGACGCAUUAAUGACAUCAAAGCAAAUAGAAAAAGAUUUGCUGAGGACUUUGCCAGGCAAUGCCUGCUUCAGUCAACUCUCAAGUACUGGUAUUCCUCGACUGCGAAGGGUUCUUCGCGGUCUUGCUUGGCUUUAUCCAGAGAUAGGUUACUGCCAAGGAACAGGAAUGAUGGCAGCUUCUUUGCUUCUUCUGAUGGAAGAAGAGGAUGCAUUUUGGAUGAUGAGUACAAUAGUAGAGGAGUUGCUGCCUGCUUCUUAUUAUUCCUCAACCCUUAUAGGUGUUCAGGCUGAUCAACGGGUUUUAAGAACGUUUAUUUGUAGCUAUCUUCCUGAUUUAGAUUCUGUACUUAAGGAGCAUGACAUUGAACUGUCCUUAAUUACUUUGCAUUGGUUCCUGACUCUCUUUGCUUCUGUUGUGCAUAUGAAGAUUCUUCUUCGUAUUUGGGACCUCUUUUUCUUUGACGGUUCUAUUGUUCUCUUUCAAGUUACUCUCGGCAUGUUAAAGAUAAGGGAACCAGACCUUAAAAAAUUGGAAAACUCUGCUCAAAUAUUUAAUGCACUAUCUGACACCCCAGGAGACAUUGAAGAUGUUGAUCAGCUACUGCAGGUUUCUUUUGAGGUGGCAUCUUCUCUGAAUGAUAUGAUGAUUGAAACACAUCGAAGACGCCACUUAGCAUAUUUAAUGUCAGACCAAGGUGGUCUUGUUGGAAAUCCAGAGAACAUGCCAAACUUGCCAAAGCAACAUCUUAGUAGGCGCCAGGUGAAGAAAACAAAAUCUGUGAUUCAGUUGCUUCUCUUCGGAGACAUGGAUGGUGAAGACGACAUUAAAUUAAAAAAUAUAAAACAAACAGAAAUUAUGGUGAGCUUGCGAGAGGCUGUCUUACAAGUGGCUAGACACUUUAUGUCAAUGGAUCCGAAGUUGUGUAAGGUGGUCAUGGAGCCAGACUACAGCAUGGAAAGUCAUGCGAAAGACCAUGAAAUCUAUGUUGAUGUUUCCCGAACUCGGAAGAGGCGUGCCAAAGCACUUUUGGACUUUGAACGGCAUGAUGAUGAUGAGCUUGGGUUCAGGAAAAACGAUAUAAUUACCAUUGUGAGCCAGAAAGAUGAGCACUGUUGGGUUGGUGAGCUGAAUGGACUUAGAGGUUGGUUCCCUGCCAAGUUUGUUGAGUUACUAGAUGAAAGAAGCAAGCAAUAUUCUUGUGCUGGAGAUGAUGCUGUCUCUGAAGCUGUUACUGAUCUUGUUCGGGGAACUCUAUGUCCUGCCAUCAAGCAAGUGUUGGAGCAUGGAAUGAAAAAACCAUCUAUUCUUGGAGGCACUUGUCAUCCAUGGUUGUUCAUAGAAGAGGCUUGCACCAGAGAGGUGGAGCGAGAUUUCAACUCAGUCUAUAGCAGACUUGUGCUGUGUAAAACCUUCAGACUUGAUGAGGAUGGAAAAGUUUUGACUCCUGAAGAGCUUUUGUACAGAUGUGUACAAUCCAUAAAUCAGAGUCAUGAUGAUGCUCAUGUUCAAAUGGAUGUCAAAUUGCGCAGUCUUGUGUGUAUGGGUCUCAAUGAACAAGUAUUACACCUUUGGCUGGAAGUUAUGUGUUCUUGUGCUGAAAUUGUUCAAAAAUGGUACCACCCUUGGAGUUUCAUCUUUAGCCCAGGAUGGGUGCAAAUUAAAUGUGAACUCAGAAUACUGUCCCAGUUUGCAUUCAGUUUAAAUCCUGACUGGGAGCUACCACAAAAAAAGGAGCAAAGUAAUCAACCUCUCAAAGAUGGAGUCAGGGACAUGCUGGUGAAACAUCAUCUGUUCAGCUGGGACUUGUAGCUUGCUAGGGUUGCCUAGUGCCACAAAUGAAUUUUAAGAUAUCAUUAGCACUGUAUAUACAAUUUAUCAGCAGAUAUCAAACCCUUUAUCCAGUGCUGCCAGUCAAUAUUUCUAUGUUCCAUCUCAAAAUGUCAUCAUAAGGUAGUAAGGUCCCACUGUCUCAUUCAUUUCAACUUAAAAAUUUUGUUAGACACCAUCAUACAGUAAUUAUACCUGUUAUGGUUUGGUGGCUGAAUAUUUUGUGUCUCCCUUCAAGGGUUGGAAAUUUUUCCUCACCUUUUUUAUAUGCUAGUCUUAAAGCAACUGACAUAUCUGCAGGCAUUAGGCUGGAAAAUAUGAGUAUAUUUUAUUUACUAUUUAUUGCAGACUACAUCCAGUUUUCAACUGGUUGAAGAGUAAUAAUAAUAAUGAUGUUCCUUCUUGCUUUGUAAACACAUUUCAUUUGCAUGUGAUCAGAAACUGUCCAAUUUUGUUUAGAAAUUUUUUGUUGCUAUAAA
Messenger RNA from Thrips palmi, 3065 nucleotides. Its product is annotated as small G protein signaling modulator 3 homolog. The transcript has 17 exons. The record is from RefSeq and is a predicted model, not a curated record. Lineage: Eukaryota; Metazoa; Arthropoda; Insecta; Thysanoptera; Thripidae. Bases 151 to 2568 code for a protein of 805 amino acids. Gene Ontology annotation, molecular function: protein binding.